Molecule: messenger RNA, 3945 nt
Organism: Anolis sagrei ordinatus
Lineage: Eukaryota; Metazoa; Chordata; Lepidosauria; Squamata; Anolidae
Gene: MMGT1
Product: membrane magnesium transporter 1
Cellular component (GO): Golgi apparatus; EMC complex; plasma membrane
Source: RefSeq, a predicted model, not a curated record
UUACCUCCGCGUGCGCAUGCGCGGUUGGGAUCCUUGCCUGCUGGAGGGAGGGCGGACGAUGGCGGCGGCCUCGCUGUGGAAAGGGCUCGUCGGGGUCGGGCUCUUCGCCUUGGCACACGCGGCCUUCUCCGCCGCCCAGCAUCGUUCCUAUAUGAGACUAACGGAAAAGGAAGACGAAACCUUGCCAAUAGAUAUAGUUCUUCAAACACUGCUGGCCUUUGCGGUUACCUGUUACGGGAUAGUACACAUUGCAGGAGAAUUUAAAGACAUGGAUGCGACUUCAGAGCUAAAACAUAAGACAUUUGACACAUUGAGGAACCACCCCUCCUUCUAUGUGUUCAACCACCGGGGCCGAGUCUUAUUCCAGUCCCCGGAUGCCGUCCAGCCGCCCUCCUCCAAGCAAGACGAGUUAUUCGGCGCAUCACUGAAAUUGCGAAAACUUGAACCUCUCCGCCGUUAAGAUUUUUACAGAAGAUUCUAAACCUAGGACACUGAGCUAUAUAAUAUUUGAGUUUGUGGGGUGUAAGCACUCUUCUUUUUUUUUAAUUUCUGGAGCAGUAUUUAUAUUGAUCUUCCAGACUUUAUAAGAGAUAUAUUAUAUAUAAAUAUAUAGAAAACGAUAUUGAGAAAGGACCUUCUCUGAACACUGUUAACGACAAUUACCGCGUCGUGAAUUGGGCAAACGGUGUAAACAAUGGCUGGAAUUAUGCUAUGAAAAAGAAAAUUCACACAUGCCACCUUCUUCCCUUUCAUCCAUUAAAACACUAUUGCAGUUGACUCCCUGAAAACAAUUUAGUCCCUGCUGCAAACAAAGCCAAAUUGUUUUUUUCAAUGCAGUCGAUAAGCACAGAGAAAGGGGGCAUUGGCUUGUUGAAUGUGAAGGAAGGAGGUGACAGUGUGCUGUGUCUGUCCCCUUUCCCCGUUGAUGGAAGACAAAUGAUUGUGUUAUUUUUGCGUCUUUGACACUUUGGGAUCGAUAUUGGGGCCGCUUAUGUGAUACGAGUUGUAUUGCAAAAGGCAGAGCUGUUCAAGACAGACCGUGCUGAAAUGGGAACUCAACCCAAAGCGAUGCUAGUAGGCAAACACUAUUGGUCUGUGCCUUGAAAUACAAGUUGGAAGGAUGUUGAACAAAGAUGGGCCUACUUUUUGGUGAUCUGGCUUCAUAUGUAUGUAUGUAUGGCGCAACCGGAUCAUUGCAUGGCCCAGGAUUGUAUGCCCAGGCAAGGGUAAGAGAACGUCAACGAACGAAUGGCUUGGACACUCAAGGAAAGCUCACUUAUGUUCCUCUUGUUGUCAUGUUUUGUUCUUCGUCUCUCAAGGACACAUUUUAAACUCAGUUUCUGUAUUUGUUCUAUCUUAUUUGGAAAGGAGAACUUGCAUUCUUGUUUGCCCAACUGAUUUCCACAAGAUCAGACGGGUUCCACCUAAUGACCAGGGAGGCAGGAACAAAGUCCUUUCACAUCUUGGACAUUUUCUCCAUAGAGAGGUUCUUUCCAUUGCGAAAGCAAGGGAUAUGCCCUCUACCACUUUGCAAAGUGUGGCAUCACAAUAUUGUAGCUUUAUUUUUUUGAAUCUCUAGCAAAAGUCACCAACCCAGAGAAUGGAGUCCUUAUCUAACCAGUCUAGAGGUCUUGGAUGUUGUCAUUUUCUGUUGUUGACUACAAUACCCAAAGCCCUGGCCAUCCUGAGCUACGGAUAAUGGGAUUUGCAAUCCAACAACAACUAGAGAGCAGCCGUUAAUGCUUUCCUGCUCUUUGUGGAGAUGAGAGAGCGUUACAUGUACGGCGUAACCAGAUAAUUGUACAGCAUCAUUGUGAACGGAAGUGGAAUUUAAGUGGCCCUCCGGAUGUCGUUGACUACAAUACCCAAAGCCCUGGCCAUCCUGAGCCAAGGAUAAUGGGAUUUGCAAACCAACAGCAACUAGAGGGCAACCAUUUAUCCUUUCCUGCUCUUUGUGGAGAUGAGAGAGCGUCAUUGUGUAUGGCGUAACCGGAUCAUCGCAUUGCGUCGUUGUGAACGGAAGUGGAAUUUAAGUGGCCCUCCAGAUGUCGUUGACUGCAAUACCCAAAACCCUGGCCAUCCUGAGCCAAGGAUAAUGGGAUUUGCAAUCCAACAACUAUAGGGCAGCCAUCUAUCCUUUCCUGCUAUUUGUAGAGAUGAGAGAGCAUUAUCUGCAUGGCGUCGUUGUGAACGAAAGUGGAAUUUAAGUGGCCCUCCAGAUGUCGUUGACUACAAUACCCAAAGCUCUGGCCAUCCUGAGCCAAGGAUAACGGGCUUUGCAAUCCAACAACAACUAGAGGGCAGCCAUUUAUCCUUUCCUGCUCUUUGUGGAGAUGAGAGAGCGUUAUAUGUAGGGCGUAACCAGAUCAUUGUAUAGCGUCAUUGUGAACGGAAGUGGAAUUUAAGUGUCCCUCCAGAUGUCGUUGGCUACAAUACCCAAAGCCCUGUCCAUCCUGAGCCAAGGAUAACGGGAUUUGCAAUCCAACAACAACUAGAGGGCAGCUGUUUAUCCUUUCCUGCUCUUUGUGGAGAUGAAAGAGCAUCAUGUGUAUAGCGUAACCGGAUCAUUGCAUGGCGUUGUUGUGAACGGAAGUGGAAUUUAGGUGCCCUCCAGAUGUCGUUGACUACAAUACCCAAAGCCCUGGUCAUCCUGAGCCAAGGAUAACGGGAUUUGCAAUCCAACAACAGCUAGAGACCAGCCUUUAUCCUUUCCUGCUCUUUGUGGAGAUGAGAGAGCAUUAUGUGUAUGGCGUAACCGGAUCAUUACAUGGCGUUGUGAAUUUAAGUGGCCCUCCAGAUGUCGUUGACUACAAUACCCAAAGCCCUGGCCAUCCUGAGCCAAGGAUAAUGGGAUUUGCAAUCCAACAACAACUGGAGGGCAGCAGUUUAUCCUUUUCUGCUCUUUGUGGAGAUGAGAGAGCGUUAUAUGUAUGGCGUCAUUGUGAACGGAAGUGGAAUUUAAGUGGUCCUCCAUAUGUCGUUGACUCCAAUACCCAAAGUCCUGGCCAUCCUGAGCCAAGGAUAAUGGGAUUUGCAAUCCAACAACAACUGGAGGGCAACCAAUUAUCCUUUCCUGCUCUUUGUGGAGAUGGUCUGAGUGAGCAAACCACAAAGGAAGGAUAAGGAUGGAGAUGUGGCCUUGUUGACAUGACUCCCGUUCUUUGGACCUCGUUUCCUUUCAGCAUCACGGCCCUUAAUGUGAGUGGAUCCCGACACUUUCCUUCUCUUCUCCAAAGGUGUCACAAGGCUCUGAUUUGUGACGAAAAGUAGUUGCUGUUUGCCUCUGAAGUCUGAACCUUUUGUCUUGCUCUCCUUGAUGGCCUGCCAUAAUCGUUAUUAUGGUGCCUCCCAACUUUUGCCGUCCUCCCGGACACAAUACUUCGAUCUCAAGACAAAUUGGGCCUGCGCUGAUGCUGGAGGCUCUUGCGACCCACUUCCCAGCAUGCCAAUAUUCAGGAAUUGCUGCAACGCAAGAGAGAAAUCCAUUCUGGGUGUUUUGUCCCCUGGUUUAAUGACAUUUAGAACUAGUGAUUAAUUUGUUAGUUGCAAGGGGAAGUUCCAACAGGAAAAGGCUGUUGGGAGAAAGCAAAACCAUUCUAAAAUACUGACUUGCUCCUUGAGUUUUGCUUUUUCCUACCAUUUUUGUACGGUUGUCCUUCCAAGCUGGGCUAAUUUAUAAGCCAAUUUCCCCCCAACUGUAGUCAGAAUCUGCUCCCUCCCAACUGCUACUAAGUUGGAGCCUUGCUCCAGUUAACAGGCUUUUCUUCCUCAUUUAUGUACAUAUUACAAAGGUUAAAGAAAAAGUCCUGUCUGGACUGUUUAAACUUGCAAGGAAUAGCUGCCUUACCCUUAUGCAUCCAUGUUUCUUUCACAAGUGUAGAAACACUUUUGUUUUUCUCCUUUUUGGAUCUUGCAAACGUCCAAUAAAGAAGUAAUAUUACAUAG